Adelges cooleyi (spruce gall adelgid) is the source of this 1201-nucleotide messenger RNA. RefSeq lists its product as uncharacterized. Lineage: Eukaryota; Metazoa; Arthropoda; Insecta; Hemiptera; Adelgidae. Gene Ontology annotation, biological process: negative regulation of smoothened signaling pathway. The transcript has 3 exons. Gene Ontology annotation, cellular component: ciliary membrane; Golgi apparatus. The coding region runs from base 79 to 582 and encodes 167 amino acids. The record is from RefSeq and is a predicted model, not a curated record.
GAUAACAAAAUUGGUUGCAAAAGUGAAAAGUUGGUGAACUUCUUUUAAUUGGAUUCGUCGAGUUUAGGUUUUAGCCAAAUGGAUAAAUUAACCGUAAUAUCCGGAACAUUAUUCAUGUUAGCUGAUGUGUUUGCCAUCAUUAGCUUGGCAAUGCCAGAUUGGAUCAUUACUGACGUUGGAGGAGAUACAAGAUUGGGCCUAAUGUGGACAUGCAUGACGUUGUAUAACAGGCCACAAGUGUGUUUUACACCCAAUUUACGCCUUGAAUGGUUAUUGGCAUUGGUGAGUAUAUUCAUCGGAUGUAUAUGCGUGACUACUACAAUCAUAUUAUUGGCCUCUUCUCAUUGGGAUCGUAAUGUCAUACCUUACGCACGCUGGGUCGGAUUUACUGCAAUGGUACUAUUUUGUUUUGCUGCUGUCGUCUUCCCCAUGGGUUUUCAUAUACCUGAAAUCGGUGGCCAACCAUAUCAACUUCCUAAUAGUCAUCAAGUGGGAGUGUCGUAUAUACUCUUUGUGUUAUCACUGUGGGUUACAGUAGUAUCGGAGUUAUUUGCCGGCAAAGUGUGCUUACCACAUUUUUGAUACAACGUAUACAGGGAAAGGAAUUUUUUAAGCGCCAACUGUGUACACUACUUGGACAGGAAUUAUCUCCAUAUUGGUGCCACAUUACGAGGAAAUAAGGUUUAGAUCAAUUUGAGCACAUCUCAUUUAUUAUUCAAAAACGUGAAGUUUGACCUAGGAAAAUGACAUCUGCUGAUCUGAGGUACUUUGGGAGUAUUUAUAAAUUUCAAAAUUAUAUAGUAUAAUAUUAUAAAAAAUGGAAUAUCACCAGUUAGGUUUAAGAUAUGAUCUUUCAUUAACGUUAUCUUUCUAUCUCUUAGUUAACUAAUAAUUUUAAUGCUUGUCCUAAAUUUGAAUUUGUUUUUCAAUCAAAGGUUGUUUGAAUAAAGUAUAUUUUGCUAUUUAUAGUUAAAAAAUAAGUUAUUGAUAGGAACUGUCUAGGAACACUCAAUUUUAGUCAUUGGAUAAUAUUUGAAAGAGUAGUCCUAGGGUUUAUUUUGUAAUCAAAAUAGUUUGUUUUGUUAAAGCAACGUGUACAUUAAAAAAACGAUUGUAUUUAUUACCAUGUAUAACUUUCAGUUUGUUAUAAAUUAUAUUAUAAAGUUUUAAAUAUAUAAUAUAACAAUGUAUACUAUACAAA